This is a messenger RNA of Stomoxys calcitrans (stable fly), 3700 nucleotides long. RefSeq names its product ATP-binding cassette sub-family G member 1. Gene Ontology annotation, cellular component: plasma membrane. The record is from RefSeq and is a predicted model, not a curated record. The transcript is spliced from 11 exons. Gene Ontology annotation, molecular function: ABC-type transporter activity; ATP hydrolysis activity; ATP binding. The coding region runs from base 662 to 2959 and encodes 765 amino acids. NCBI's taxonomy places the organism in Eukaryota, Metazoa, Arthropoda, Insecta, Diptera, Muscidae.
CUUUCGCCGACUUUGCUAGGCGCGCGAGACGCGGUAAAAAAUUCUGUUUGUAUAUUUUUUAUUUAAAAAACAAAGAAACAAAAUAAUUAAAUACAUCAAUUCGAUUUAUCGUCAAUGUUAAUUAGUGUUUUUGAAAAAAGGAAAGUGGAAAUUUUAAAAGUGUGUUGUAAAACAAAAAGGUUUUCGAAUCUAUAUAUUAACGAAAAGAAAUUUUAUUAUACAAAAUAAUGAAAAAUCAUAUUGGAAAAAAAGUUAUAUGUACUUAAAUUCAAAGCAAAGAAAUACAAAUUAAAAUUAAAAAAAAAAUGAGCAAAUCGUCCCAGUGAUUCUCCACACACCCAGCCACAACAUAAGAGGGCAUACUCGCAUAUUUAACCACAUAUGUAUAUUUAUGCCCAAACAGUGGCGCUCAGUGAAUAGUGUGAAAAAAAGAAUUUUUAUUUUAUGUUCAUUCUAUACACUACCAACUAACUAAGAUACACUCAAUACGUCAGUAGCGUGGCCAUUCAUCCGUUCGGUCGUCAUCCCCAAUCACAGUACAGCGUCUGGAUUUUAUCAACGACUACCAUCUGCAAUUACAGUCAGUGAUCGCUGUCUUUCAACACAAAAGACUUUGCGCUUAAACUUUUCGUUCGUUCGUCUGUAGCCAUUGUACCAAAGAAUGACCAUUAUAAAGGAUAUGAAGCCGCUAAGCGGCUGUGGUGCAAAUGCCAGCGAUUGUUGCCCUUCCAGCUUGGCCGCAAUCAACUGUUGUUCCACUGCUGCCAGUUCAGAAAUAUCCAUCGAUGAGACAUCAUCGACCUCGUCGAAAAGAGCCAAAGACUGCUCCUCGAAUCGUGUUAAUAAUAAUUUGAUGUGUAAAUAUGAUAAUAUAGAGGGCACAUUUGCCCGUUGCCCUGAAAUCGAUAUUGAAUUUGAGGAUAUUCGUUAUGCGGUUAAGAAAUUCUCGUUUAGUGAGAGAAAAUUUGUUACAAAAGAAAUUCUACAUGGUAUAAAUGGAUCAUUUCGCUCUGGUGAAUUGACGGCCAUUAUGGGACCCUCAGGCUCGGGCAAAAGUACGUUACUGAAUGUUAUGACUGGCUUCAGAUGUUCCGGUGUGACUGGCAGUGUACGAGUCAAUGGCACAACCAUCUCAACGUCAUCACAGAAGUUUCGCGAAUUAUCAUGUUAUCUGCAUCAGGAUGAUAUGUUAAGGCCUCAGUUGACGGUGGGCGAAACUAUGAUGUUGGCCGCCCAUUUAAAAUUGGGCUUUAAGAUUUCAAAGAAAGAGAAAUUGCGUUUGGUUAAACACAUUCUUUCGCUGCUGGGCCUGGAACAUCGAUACAAUGUGGGAGCGGGAAAGUUAUCGGGUGGUCAAAAGAAACGUCUGGCCAUUGCUUUGGAGUUGAUUAGUAAUCCUUCGGUGUUAUACUUGGAUGAACCAACAACUGGUUUGGACAGUUCUUCCUGUAGUCAAUGCAUAGCUUUAUUGAAAAAAUUGGCCGCUCUAGGCCAUACAAUAGUGUGUACCAUUCAUCAACCCUCUGCCCUGAUAUUUGAAAUGUUUGACAAAUUAUACACUGUGGUAGAGGGUCAUUGCAUAUACCAAGGACCCAUCAAGGAAUUGAUACCAUUUUUGGCCGAUCAAAAUCUUUUGUGUCCCAGUUAUCAUAAUCCAGCAGAUUUUUUGCUGGAAGUUGCUGUUGGCGAACACGAACGUGACUUGGAUAAACUCAUCAAUGCGGCCAACAAGAAAUACUACGAAGAUAGUGAUUUAAAUCAACUAAAUCGUGUUACACGACUCAUAACCAAAAUGCAAGUUGAAAAUGUUGACUUGGCAAAUUGUCAUCUCACAGCCACCACGAAUGGCAGAAAGUUGUCGAAAACCUUUAAUACCGAAGUAGUCAGUGCACAGAAGUCCACAUUUCCAAGUCUCGAUUAUGCAAAACCUGCCAUGGAUGAGUUGGCCUUAGAGGAAUUGAAGGCCCUUAAGAGCAACACACCAGUGGACACAAGUGUGGAUAUGACUCAUGGUCAUGUCGCUGAUCAUGAUGUGGAUGUGGAUGAUGAUGAUGAUGUUGAUAGUGGCCAACAGCUAAGCAAAGAUGACUUAACUUUCGACACAGAAAAAUUUAGUAAAGCCUCGUUUUUGAUGCAAUAUCUGCUGCUGUUAAAUCGCAUUUUUCUAUGUUCGAGGCGUAAUAGCUUUCUGCUGCUGGCUCGCUUGUCUUCACAUUUGGCGAUUGGCGUUAUAUUUGGCUAUUUGUACAUCGGCGUUGGCAAUAAGGCCAACACAGUAUUGGGUAACUACGUCUAUCUCUAUGGCUCAAUUCUGCUUCUGGUCUAUACGGGCAAAAUGGCUGUGGUUCUAACAUUUCCCUUGGAAAUUGGCAUGCUAUCGCGUGAACAUUUCAAUCGUUGGUAUAACCUGGGGCCCUACUUUCUGUCGCUGCUGUCAUUUGAGGUUCCUUUCCAGUGUAUUUGUACAGCUCUUUACUUGGGUAUAAGCAUAUGGAUGACAGAUAAUGAGGAGAGUGAUAAUUUCCGUGUCAUGUAUUUCAUGCUAUUUGGCAUUCUCGUAACAUUGAGUGCUCAGGCAUGGGGAUUCUUUGUAGGAGCCACUCUACCCAUAAAGCUUGCUGUCUUCCUGGGUCCUAUAUUGGCUGUCUUAUUCUCCGUCUUUGGUUUCUGCACCCGCUAUAUAGACAUAACACCGCUCUUCCGUUGGAUGUGGCAUAUCAGCUAUUUUAGAGCUGGUUUUCAUGGUGCCGUCAAUGCCAUCUAUGGCAUGAAUCGUUCGGCUCUGCCAUGUCCGGAAAAUCUAAUCUAUUGCCAUUUUCGUAAUCCCAAAGUAUUUCUGGAAUUUAUUAUGGUCACCGACGUGAGUGUAAUGGAUUGUGUGCUGCUGAUGGUGGGUGUGAUUGGCAUUAUGCAUCUGCUGACAGUCAUCAUAUUGUGGCACAAAUUGAAUAAACGUUAGGAGGAGACAGAGACAGUUAGCCGUUUAGUUAAAGCUUUAAAGAAAUAUUUUAGUAAUUAAUUUAUAAUCAUGGAAGUCAUACGAAAAAAACCAGCCCAACACAUUAACUCAUUUUUAGAAGAAAAAAACAUCAUUUUAAACCAUUCCAAAUUCAGUGUUAAUUGUUAGUAAAUAAGGGGUAGAGAAUUAAUGCCAAAAAUGCUUGAAAAGAUAAUUCACUCAACAUAUCUGUACUUUAAAAAUAUAUAUAAAUAGAAAUUUUAUUUCUUUUUUUGCGUUAAAAUUUUAUAUAUGUAUAUGGUGACUGCUGUUAAAUCUAAAUACCCCUAUUUCAAACUUUCUUGAUACUGAAUAUUCAUACUCAACCAUUACUUGCAUAAUAAGCUUUAGGGAAUAUUUCUUAUGUUUUCUAUUCUCCUUUUUUAUGUUGUACAUGUUUUUUUGUUUAUAAGUUUGGUAUGCCAAAAAUUAGUUUUUAGUUAAGUAUUUUAGAUGAUCUUUCAAAUCUCGAUAUUGUCAUUUAGGGAACUUCACACAACGUAAAUUCUUGCCAAAACAAUGAUAAAUUUCUUUCGCAGUAUAGGUUAUUAUUCGAAUAUUUUAUUUUUGUGGCAGAUUUCCUCAUAUCUCCAUUAUAUGUUCAUUACUGUUUUGCUAAGAUAACUUUUAUUUAGUUUUUAGUUAUUAUUAUUUUUUUUACAAUUAUUUAUGGUCGCAAAAUGUGUUAUUUGAUUAGUGUUU